Messenger RNA from Linum tenue, 135 nucleotides. NCBI's taxonomy places the organism in Eukaryota, Viridiplantae, Streptophyta, Magnoliopsida, Malpighiales, Linaceae. The record is from the annotation of a GenBank genome assembly.
AUGCGUCUGCUGGUGGUGUUAUCAGGAACGACUUGGGCAAAUGUGUUGGAGCUUUUGCUGGCAACUUGGGGAAGUGCACCAUUACCAGAGCAAAAAUUAAAGGGGCAAUCAUUGACCUACAACUUGCUUGGGUGA